AUGAGUUCAGCAAGAUGUAGAUUGAACCUCAUUGGUGGUCAUCUUCAUCAAAGUAAUGAACAGCGGAAAGUUUCGGAGUUUCCUUUACUACCAGCUGCUGAAAGAGAAAAAUACAUUAACAGUGUGUUUUACAGAGAUUCUGUUUCUUCUUCUACUCCAAGAUUGUUAUCUUUGAAUAGUUUGAAUAGUAACCAAGGUCCAGUAUUUCGUGAUCAAAAUGUUAUUACGGCUACUAGAAAGGUUUCUAUGGUGCCUGGCCCAGUGGAAAUUAGUGAAGCUGUGAGACAGAGCAUGUCUCUGAGCCCAUUGGUACACACUUCGCCUGAGUUUGUUGAAAUAUUCCAUCAAGUGUUGAAGAAAUUGCGUAUUCUCAUAGGUAACAAUAAAGAAACUAAUGGUGGACAAGCGUUGGUUCUCAGUGGGUCUGGUACCUUGGGCUGGGACAUUUUGGGAUCUAAUUUGAUCAAUAGUUCAACUAGUAACAUCUUGUGUAUUUCUACUGGGUUUUUCUCUGAUUCUAUGGUCCAAUGUUUAUCCAAUUAUGUGGAUAAUGAAUCCACUCAAGUAGACAUCUUGAGACCGGAUACUAUUGGAGCACAAGUUCCAUUGAAUAGCAUUAAAAAGGCUUUAGCUUCAAAGAAAUAUGACUGGAUUACAUUAACCCAAACCGAUACUUCUACUGGUGUCUUAACCGAUGUUAAGGCUAUUAGUGAGUUGGUCCACCAAGUGAGUCCCUCUACAAUGAUCGCCAUAGAUGGUGUUUGUUCAGUUGGAGUUGAAGAGAUUCAAUUUGAUAAUUGGAAAUUAGACUAUGUACUUACGGCAUCUCAGAAGGCUCUCAGCUCUCCCGCUGGAUUACUGGUUUCCUUUUUAAGUCAACGUGCUAUUGAUUUGAACUCCAAGUAUAAGAAGAAGAAACCCUUUUAUUCUUCCUUAGACAAAUGGUUACCUAUCAUGGUUAACUAUGAAAACCGCAAGCCUUCGUAUUUUGCCACACCCCUGUCACAAUUGAUUAUGGCAUUGAAUACUUCGUUGACGGAGAUUUUAGGUGAUAUAACUGAAAUAGACACAGUUUCUGGAUUACCCAAAGCUUUGGUGGAACGGUUUGUCAAACACGAAAGCCAUGCCAAAUUGUUAAGAGAAAAGUUGGUCACUAAAGAAACUGGUUUGAAGAAUGUGGUUGUUGCUCCUGAAGAUGCUUGUUCAGGUAUGACAGCCUUAUAUGUUCCUGAAGGUACUAAUGUUCCAUCUUUGUUGAGUCACAUUUCCAGUGUAUAUAAGAUCAACUUAGCUGGUGGGAUUCAUCCUCAAAUCAGCACCAGAUAUAUUAGAAUCGGUCAUAUGGGUAUUUCUGUGACUGAAAAUGAUGGAGCUGAUCUUAAAGCAGUGAUUGAAGCCAUUGUAGCAUCAUUGAAAGCUAUUGCAUGA
Messenger RNA from Lizanozyma spartinae, 1428 nucleotides. RefSeq lists its product as uncharacterized. Gene Ontology annotation, cellular component: peroxisome. Gene Ontology annotation, molecular function: L-alanine:glyoxylate transaminase activity; L-serine:pyruvate transaminase activity. The coding region runs from base 1 to 1428 and encodes 475 amino acids. Lineage: Eukaryota; Fungi; Ascomycota; Pichiomycetes; Serinales; Debaryomycetaceae. The record is from RefSeq and is a predicted model, not a curated record. The transcript has a single exon.